AUGGAUUCAAGAAAUCUUGGGUAUAGUAGUCCAGCUUCAGAUUACGAUGGCAUUCUCGACGGCAUCCUUGUAUACAUGGGUAGAACCUCUAAGCAGGAAAGUGGGGCAAUAAGUAGUAAUAUCUUCGACAGCAUUGAUGAUAGCCAUAGCAUGAAACCUGUGAUUACCAAUGAAGGAUUAAAAUCAGAGUAUCUUACUGUUAAAGAUCCUCUUGUCCUUUGGCGAGAUUUGAAAGAAAGAUUCGACCACCUGAAGUUGGUCGUUCUUCCAAAAGCCCGAUAUGAUUGGUUUCACUUACGGCUGCAAGAUUUUAAAACUGUCAAUGAAUAUAAUUCAGCCAUGUUCAGAAUCACUUCUCAAUUAUCAUUAUGUGGCGAAAAAGUCACUGAUGAAGAUAUGUUAGAAAAAACAUUUUCUACUUUUCAUGUCUCUAACAUGCUCCUGCAGCAGCAAUAUCGAGAAAAGGGGUUUAAAAAAUAUUCUGAACUUAUUGCAUGUCUUCUCUUGGCUGAACAAAACAAUGAAUUGUUGCUGAAAAAUCAUGAGUCCCGACCAACUGGUGCAAGCCCAUUCCCUGAAGCGAAUGCGACCCAAUUUCAAAAUUCUGGUCGAGGUCGUGGACGUGGCCGUAGAGGUGGCCGUGGAGGAUGCCGCGGACGUGGUCAUGGCCGUGGACGUGAUCGUAGUAAAUUUGUGCCCCGUGAAAAUUUUAACCGGGGCAAGCAACAAAAUGUUUCCCAAAAGAAGGAAAAUAACUACGAUCAGAAAAAUGGAGAAAAGAAAGUUUAUGAAGAAAAAUGCUACCGGUGUGGUAUGGAAGGUCAUUGGUCUCGUACCUGUCGUACGGCCGAACAUCUUGUUGACCUCUAUCAAGCAUCAUUGAAAAAGAAAGACAAAGAUGUCAACAAAUAUCCCAUGAUUAUUUAG
Messenger RNA from Coffea arabica (coffee), 927 nucleotides. NCBI's taxonomy places the organism in Eukaryota, Viridiplantae, Streptophyta, Magnoliopsida, Gentianales, Rubiaceae. The record is from RefSeq and is a predicted model, not a curated record.